Molecule: messenger RNA, 354 nt
Organism: Mesorhabditis spiculigera
Lineage: Eukaryota; Metazoa; Nematoda; Chromadorea; Rhabditida; Rhabditidae
Source: the annotation of a GenBank genome assembly
AUGAACAACAAGGAGCAGCACCAAUGGGGCAAAUACUACUAUCAGGGAUUGCGGAAAAACAGGAAUUGGGCCCUCGAGGUUCUGCACAACCUGAAAUCCGAGAUCCCGACUUUCCAGGAGAUUUUUGAUCAGGAGACUUUCUACAUGUUCGCCUUCCUCGUCGUCGUCGGCACCAUACUUUUUGUGAUAUUCUUGGCGAAAGUGGUGGGGGUAAAGAUCAAGGAACAUCCGCUCGAGGUGAAUCGAGACUGGGGGGAGCCCGUGCCAGCCCAUUUCUUCACAUUCCCCUGGCAGGAGGCCAAGAAUCGAAAGGAGCAAGAGGAGACCCGAAAAGCCAAGAAAACCAAGGCAGAA